ACGUGAAAAACAUCAUCCCGCGUAAUCAAAACCUACAAGGCCGUUUGUUGACAGGAACAAGUCUUUCACGUGGACACAGCCAGUUCGACAGGCCUCUUCAAAGCCGUGUCAAAAAAAAUCCAGUUUUACUGGAAAAACUGCUUUUUUAAGUUAUUUCAAGAUGGACAAAAUUGAAAAUGGAUGGUUUUUAGAGAAAAACAAACAAUGGCCUGGACAGGUCUUUGGGCUGGAAGUAGAAGAGGUCCUGUAUAGUGGGAAAUCUCAGUACCAAGAUAUUCUGGUUUUUAAAAGCAAGACAUAUGGAAAUGUUCUGGUGCUUGAUGGAGUCAUCCAGUGCACAGACAAAGAUGAAUGUGCUUAUCAAGAAAUGAUAUCGCUAUUGCCUUUAAAUGCACAUCCUAAUCCCAAAAAGGUUUUGAUCAUAGGUGGUGGUGAUGGUGGAGUUGCAAGAGAGGUUGUUAAACACCCUUGUGUUGAAUCGGUUACUCAGUGUGAGAUAGAUGAAGAUGUUAUAAAUGCUGCAAGAAAAUAUUUACCCAAUCUGGCCAUGGGUUUUGAUAGUCCUAAAAUGAACCUCCAUGUAGGCGAUGGUUUUGAAUUCAUGAAAAAUCACCAGUCAGAAUUUGAUGUUAUAAUUGCAGAUACAAGUGAUCCUGAAGGGCCUGCAGAAAGUCUCUUUACAGAUGAAUUUUACAAACUUAUGAAUAAUGCUCUAAAACCAGAUGGUCUCCUAUGUACGCAAGGAGAAUGCAUGUGGAUACAUUUAAAACUGAUCAAAGAAAUGAAAACAUUUUGUAGAAGAUUAUUUCCUGUUUCAUCGUAUGGAGCUAUUUCAAUACCUUCUUAUCCAUGUGGAACAAUAGGAUUUAUGAUGUGCAGUAAAAAUAUUGAGACAAAUUUCAAGGAACCACUGCGUAUUUUCACUGAAGAGGAAAAGGAAAAGAUGAAGUUACGAUAUUAUGAUGAAGAUGUCCACAGAUCAGCUUUUGUAUUACCAAGAUUUGUCAAAAAGUUCAAUGAAGCAAAAUGUACAAACCAUAAAGAAACACAUGAAGAAAAAACACAGGGUACAACAUACUUGUCUAGUCAUUUACAAUUUACUCCCUGUUAUAGCAUUCCCUUUCUUUGGCUCCUCAAAAGAAAGUCUUUCUGUUAAACAACAUACCACACU
This is a messenger RNA of Rhopilema esculentum, 1171 nucleotides long. Its product is annotated as spermidine synthase. Lineage: Eukaryota; Metazoa; Cnidaria; Scyphozoa; Rhizostomeae; Rhizostomatidae. The record is from RefSeq and is a predicted model, not a curated record. Gene Ontology annotation, cellular component: cytosol. Gene Ontology annotation, biological process: spermidine biosynthetic process. Gene Ontology annotation, molecular function: spermidine synthase activity.